AUGGUUGUUUGUUUCCAGGCGUUGUUGUCAACAUGUGUGUCGGAACCAGCAGUGGAACCGUCGCCAGAUAAUAAUCAAGCAGAGUCUGAAGAACCACCAGAAGGAUAUUACGCCUUCGUUGAGUCUCCAAACGCGACGCCUCCAAGAGUCCGUCCUCCUCCGUAUCAACAAGUGUCAUCAGAAUGUGCGGCCGUGAGCGACCGCGCCCACGUGAGCGCCAACAACCUGUGCGGAGACCUCAACAGAGGAGUGAUACCCAGGAAUCCUAUGGGGCAGAGUCCUAAUGGAGAGCCUUAUCCAUUUGAGUUAAUUCGUAACCACACUCUUCGCUUCCUGUCCCGCACCCUGCCCGUACUAAGGGCUGAUGACGCUCUGCCCCGAGUGGCGCAUGUAUCACAAACACUCACUCCUGAACAACUCACAGAGGUCAACCAUAAUAGUCUAGAGGAUCGUAUGAAGCGCUCAGUGUCGCCAGAGGUCGCUGUGAGUUCUCUCCGAGCUGAACAUCGCUCCGCUGACUCAACCUUACCUGAAGAGGACCAGCCUCGGGAGAGCCGCAAGUUCUGUGACGGAGGAGGAGUGUUUUGCAUGUUAUAUCGAGCUAUUAACGGUGACAGUGCGGGUCCCGAGCGAAGAGAAGAUCCUGGAGUAACGCCUCACUCUCCACAUCCACCUCCCCAUAGAUACGAGGGUCCGCCAACUCCCUGUCCAGCACGAGUUGAAUACGCAACUCCAGUGUUUGCUAGAAACUAUCAAGGAGUAUGGCGAUACGUCGUACAGAUACCCUAUGAAGGAUAUUUCACACAAACUGUUGAAGUUACAAGAUGUAUGCAAUCUCGUUGUCACUACCUGGAGGGAGGUUGUCUGUCGUCACCUCGUUGGUUGUCUCUGUUGGUUGCUGAACUUCAUUACCCUCCAACAGACUCACACACAACACACGCCAACCGACCGGAAUACAAUCAGUUUCCUCCAAAGCAGGAAAGUGAAAGUAGUUCAGAGAAACCUCAGCAUUGUGAUGGACACGACGCUCUUGGAUGCUAUCAGGUCCGUUUAUAUUACGACUGGUUCCUCGUCCCUGGCUCGUGUAAGUGUUGGCGCCCGGAUUACUUCGCUCGUUACGUGAGACGCAACAGACAUGAGCUAUAG
Molecule: messenger RNA, 1146 nt
Organism: Danaus chrysippus (African queen)
Lineage: Eukaryota; Metazoa; Arthropoda; Insecta; Lepidoptera; Nymphalidae
Source: the annotation of a GenBank genome assembly